AUGGCCGGCGUAGACUCUCAAGCCUGGAAGACCCGUGUGGCCGAAAAACGCAGACAGCGUGACGAUCUGAUCCCCAAGGCAUGGAGGCUGCCCUCGAGCGCGGUGCAGGACCUCAAGCAGCCGCUGGAGACGUCGAGGAACAACCUCAUCGAGCUCGACAUUGUGCGCCGCUCGGGGCUCCUGACGGCGAGAGAGCUCCACAUCACGGAGGCGUACAGCGUGUCUCAGCUCCUGCAGGCGCUUCGCUCGGAGGAACUCACGUCGCUAGAGGUGACGGUGGCUUAUUGCAAGAGGGCUGCCAUCGCGCAACAGCUGACAUCCUGUCUCACCGAGAUCUUCUUUCAAGAAGCGCAGGAAAGGGCUCGUCAUCUAGACAAUACCCUCCGAGAGCGAGGACAGCCCGUGGGCCCGCUGCACGGCCUGCCUAUCAGCAUCAAGGACUCCUUCCAGGUCCGCGGUGUCGAGGCGACGCUGGGCUUUGUCGACUACCUCGACCAUGGGCCCUCGCAGGAGAACUCGUGCCUGGUUGACGUGCUCCUUGCGCAGGGGGCGGUGCUAUUUUGCAAAACGAACAUUCCUCAGACGCUCAUGACGGCAGACUCGGACAAUAAUGUCUUUGGGAGGACCUUGAAUCCGUGGAAUACCAGUUUGACCGCAGGAGGCUCGAGUGGUGGCGAGGGUGCCCUCGUAGCCUUCCGAGGCUCGCCACUUGGUGUUGGCACAGAUGUCGCUGGCUCCAUCCGCAUCCCCUCUUUAUGCUGUGGUCUAUACGGCCUCAAACCCACCGCCUCCCGCGUCCCCUACGGAAAACAAGCCCCCCUCGGCGACCCAGGCCUCCACACCGUCACCGCCUCCGCAGGCCCCCUCUCGCACGACCUGAACGCCCUGGAGAUCUUCAUGCAGGCCGUCCUCGACGCCAGGCCCGCCCUGCUCGACGCCACAGCCCUCGACAUCCCCUGGCGCCACGCCAGCACGAUUCCCCCGACAACAAAACAGCCCCUGCGCCUCGGCCUCCUCGCCGAGGACCCUCUGUUCCCCUUGCACCCCACCGUCCGAAACACCCUCGCAGAAGCAGCCGACCGUCUCCGCCGCGCAGGCCACGAGAUCGUCCCGCUCACGUCGCAGGAGGGCCUCGUCGCCCCGAGCUACGACGCCGCGUUCCAGAUGUUCGGCCUCGACAGGACCGCCAUGAACACCGUCGCCCGCGGCGGCGAGCCCUUUGUGGGGUCCAUCGUGGCGAGCAGGGGGGUUAUGCGCGAGGUCCAGUGGGAUCGGACGGUCGUGCCUGACACGAGGACGAUGAGGAAGAAGAAGGAGGAGGAGGAGGAGGAGGGUGGGAAUGGGGGCGGUGGGGGGACCGAGGACAGGCUGGGGCGGCUGGCGGUGCUGCAUGUGAAGCGGGCUGAGAUGCAGGAGGCCUGGCGGCGGGUCUGGGUUGGGAGGAGGUUGGAUGCUGUGGUUGGGCCGGGGGCGCAGAGCACGGCGGUCGAGCAUGAUCAGUAUGGGGCCGCGCCUUAUACGGGGCUUUGGAAUUUUCUGGAUUAUCCGGCUUGUGUGCUGCCUUUUGGAAGGGCCACCAAGGCUCAUCUUUCAGGGACAUUUGAGAAGAAGGCUGGGUCUACAGGCCCUGCAUAUAACCUGGACAACCUCCAAGGGGCACCGCUCUCUAUCCAGAUAUCGACCACACGCAUGCGGGACGAGGAGUGUCUUGCCAUUGCCAAGGUGAUUGAUGAAUGCUUGAACGGCAGAGGCCAGAAUGGUAGUGUCAAGGUGGCCAAAAUAUGA
Messenger RNA from Cryphonectria parasitica EP155, 1785 nucleotides. RefSeq names its product amidase. Lineage: Eukaryota; Fungi; Ascomycota; Sordariomycetes; Diaporthales; Cryphonectriaceae. The transcript is spliced from 6 exons. The record is from RefSeq and is a predicted model, not a curated record. The coding region runs from base 1 to 1785 and encodes 594 amino acids.